CAACAAAGAACAACUCCUCCGAGCCCCCACACCUCAACAACACUUCGCCCCCAAAUCGAAGCGAGGCCUAAAACCCUAAGCCCCCGGCGCCGCACCGGAUCUCGCCGCCGCCGACGACCCCAUGGACAUGGCAAGCAUGAACGACCCGGAGAGGCUCUUCUUCUUCGACCUCGCCUGUAAGACCGCCAAGGCCACCUACGAGGAGAACCCCCUCGACGCCGACAACCUGACGCGAUGGGGCGGCGCGCUGCUGGAGCUGUCGCAGAUGCAGAACGGCGAAGAUAGCCUCAAGUGCCUCGAAGAUGCGGAGUCCAAGCUGGAAGAAGCACUGAAGAUUGAUCCCAGCAAGGCUGAUGCACUCUGGUGCUUGGGGAAUGCCCAGACCUCUCGUGGGUUUUUCACUGCAGACACCAUCCAGGCUAAUGAAUGCUUUGAAAAAGCAACUGGUUGUUUUGAGAAGGCUGUUGAUCUGGAUCCAGCAAAUGAUCUGUAUAAGAAGUCAUUAGAUUUGUCAUCCAAGGCACCUGAACUGCAUUUGGAGAUUCAUAGGCAAAUGGCAUCUCAAGCAGCGGCAGGCCCCUCGACUUCAAGUGCAAGGCAACCAAGGAGAAAGAAGAAGGAAAGUGAUUUCUGGUAUGAUGUUGGUGGAUGGGUUAUUCUUGGUAUUGCCAUCGUUGGUUGGGUGGCAAUGUCCAAAAAUCAAGCCCCUCCACCGCCGCCGCCACCUCACAUGUGAUGUGGUUCAACUUUUAAAACCUGCAAAUGGCAUGCGUAUGUUAAGUGCCGCGGACGUAAAUCUUGUUAGGACUUAGCCAAGUUAUGAAGAGAAGAUGGUGUUCCCAUGUUGUGGUGGUGAAAUUUUCGACGAUUGUCUUCCAUUCCAGGCAUGACAAGAUUUGUCUUGUCAUUGACAUAAGCGGCUGGAUGCUUCCUUAUACCUUUAUCUUAUUAGCAAAGAACCUUUAGUAUGUUUUGAUGACUUAAUCUCCGGUGUUCACAUAAUAUUCGGAUUUCUCAUGUUUGCGCUCCCGCGGCAUGUGCUGCUUUUUCAUGGCAUUCUUUUGGCAGGAAUGCACCUAAUAAUUGUAAACGACGUUUGUCAUGUUCAUACUCAUGGAAUCUGCCUGCCUUUCUGGUGAUACCGAGGCAGUUUGUUGUGUCA
This is a messenger RNA of Brachypodium distachyon (stiff brome), 1162 nucleotides long. Its product is annotated as probable mitochondrial import receptor subunit TOM20. Gene Ontology annotation, cellular component: mitochondrial outer membrane translocase complex. Lineage: Eukaryota; Viridiplantae; Streptophyta; Magnoliopsida; Poales; Poaceae. The record is from RefSeq and is a predicted model, not a curated record. The transcript has 6 exons. Bases 122 to 736 code for a protein of 204 amino acids. Gene Ontology annotation, biological process: protein insertion into mitochondrial outer membrane. Gene Ontology annotation, molecular function: protein binding.